This is a messenger RNA of Chionomys nivalis (European snow vole), 5449 nucleotides long. RefSeq names its product growth differentiation factor 11 (gene Gdf11). The record is from RefSeq and is a predicted model, not a curated record. NCBI's taxonomy places the organism in Eukaryota, Metazoa, Chordata, Mammalia, Rodentia, Cricetidae. The coding region runs from base 44 to 1264 and encodes 406 amino acids. The transcript has 3 exons. Gene Ontology annotation, biological process: SMAD protein signal transduction. Gene Ontology annotation, cellular component: extracellular region. Gene Ontology annotation, molecular function: growth factor activity; cytokine activity.
UCCGGCGUCCCCGCCCCCCAGUCCUCCUCCCCUCCCCUGCAGCAUGGUGCUCGCGGCCCCGCUGCUGCUGGGCUUCCUGCUCCUCGCCCUGGAGCUGCGGCCCCGGGGGGAGGCGGCCGAGGGCCCCGCGGCGGCGGUGGCGGCAGCGGCGGCGGCGGCGGCCGGGGUCGGGGGGGAGCGCUCGAGCCGGCCGGCCCCGUCCGCUGCGCCGGAGCCGGACGGCUGCCCCGUCUGCGUGUGGCGGCAGCACAGCCGCGAGCUGCGCCUGGAGAGCAUCAAGUCGCAGAUCCUGAGCAAACUGCGGCUCAAGGAGGCGCCCAACAUCAGCCGGGAGGUGGUGAAGCAGCUGCUGCCUAAGGCGCCGCCGCUGCAGCAGAUCCUGGAUCUGCACGACUUCCAAGGCGACGCGCUGCAACCCGAGGACUUCUUGGAAGAGGACGAGUACCACGCUACCACGGAGACGGUCAUAAGCAUGGCCCAGGAGACGGACCCUGCAGUGCAGACAGAUGGCAGCCCUCUCUGUUGCCAUUUCCACUUCAGCCCCAAGGUGAUGUUCACAAAGGUACUGAAGGCCCAGCUGUGGGUGUACCUUCGGCCUGUGCCCCGCCCAGCCACAGUCUACCUGCAGAUCUUGCGACUGAAACCCCUAACUGGGGAAGGGACCGCAGGGGGAGGGGGUGGAGGCCGGCGUCACAUCCGUAUCCGUUCACUAAAGAUUGAGCUACAUUCACGGUCCGGCCACUGGCAGAGCAUCGACUUCAAGCAAGUGCUACACAGCUGGUUUCGCCAGCCACAGAGCAACUGGGGCAUCGAGAUCAACGCCUUUGAUCCCAGUGGCACAGACCUGGCUGUCACUUCCCUUGGGCCAGGAGCUGAGGGGCUGCAUCCUUUCAUGGAGCUUCGAGUCCUAGAGAACACAAAAAGGUCCCGGCGGAACCUAGGCCUGGACUGUGAUGAACACUCGAGUGAGUCCCGCUGCUGCCGAUACCCUCUCACGGUGGACUUUGAGGCUUUUGGCUGGGACUGGAUCAUCGCACCUAAACGCUACAAGGCCAACUACUGCUCCGGCCAGUGCGAGUACAUGUUCAUGCAAAAGUAUCCACACACCCACUUGGUGCAACAGGCCAAUCCAAGAGGCUCCGCUGGGCCCUGCUGCACCCCUACCAAGAUGUCCCCAAUCAACAUGCUCUACUUCAAUGACAAGCAGCAGAUUAUCUACGGCAAGAUCCCUGGCAUGGUGGUGGAUCGCUGUGGCUGCUCCUAAGGUGUGGGCUACAGUGGAUGCCUCCCUCAUAGACCCUCCCCCAAGACCCCAGCCCUGGUCCCCAUUCCCCCAAGCCCUAGAGUGCCCUCCACCUCUUCCCAUGAACAUCACACCUUGUUCCCUGACCAAGCAGUGUGCAAUACAACAGAGGGAGGCAGGUGGGGAUGGAGGGUGAGGGCUGGGAGAAAGGAAGGGCAGUCAGGGUGGAAUGUACCUGAGAUUUGCAGGUGAGAAGGCUUGGCAAGAAGACAAGAGAUGUAGAGACAGAGGAAGAAGAUGGAAGGAUAGAGACAGAGGAGCAAACAGAGCAACACUGAGAAGGCAAAGGAAUAGAGGCUAAAGACAGACAAGGAGAAAGAGACUGAAAUGGGAGUAAAAUGAAAGCCCUUCCCCAAGCCUCCUUUCUUCUACCAGCAAGGUGAGGCUUGAUAUAGAUUGGGGAGUUCCCCUGACAACUCAGUAGGAGUAAAUCAGAAGUCCAUUUUUAGCUUCUUCCCUCUCUCCUUCCAACAGUAGCCAGAAGUGGAGUAAGGAUGGGGCAAAGGAAGGACCUGGGAAUUUUUUUAUUUAUUUAUUUAUUGUGACUUUUUUUUUUUUUUUGGUAUUUGGCUUUACUGGAAUAGGAGGGACCCUGCCCACUGUGCCCCAUUGGUCCCUUACUCCCCAAACCCUGCUCUCCCCAACACCAACCUCCUUAAGCACUUGUAUUAAGCCUCCAGGGUUGGGAAUGGGAGUAAAGGGCAAGAGGGUGGACACAUGGAAGCUUCGAACCCAUAAUCACCCUAACCAACCUUCUUGAGCCAAACGGGUUGAGCUGAGUGGUCAUGGAAACAGAAAAAAGUUCAGACUUAAGAGCUGGGGGGAGGGGAACCUCAACAUCCAGAUCUAUGAGAACUACUAAACUACCCCUCAGGCCUACCUUGGUUGUGGUACUAUUAGCCAGAGGGCACGGCCUGCUUAUCCCCAAUCCCUCUCAGCCAAGAGACCAAAGAGCCUGUGGAAUGCCCCUGCUCUCAGCCUCCAUCUUCAGGUCAAUAAAAAUUAGAGAUCCCAGAGUCCCCCCAGGUCUGGGAAGGGUUAAGGGUCAAAAGAAUAGUAACGAGGCUGAAGGCUAUAGGGCAUCUGAAUCCAAAUCACUGCUCUAGGCUAGGGAGUACAGCCAGCAGACCAAGUGGAUGGGAUUCUGAAGGGGACAUUUUAGUCCCCAACCCCAAAGCUCAGGGUGGAAGAAGGGAGAACAAGGGAGAAGAGUGUCUAUAAUUUUAUCUUUUAUUUUUGGAAUAUAGCAGUACCUGACAGCAGGGAUGGGACAGUACAGGCAUGUGACAAGGCCAGUUACAGCAGAGGAUGGGAGGAUGGAGAAUCCUUGGUUGGGAAGGCUUAGGAAACAGGCAAGCAAUUAGCUGCCACUUCAAGUCACUACCUGGGCCCAUUCAUUCCUCCCACAAUCCGACCCACCCUCCUCUGGACUCACUGUGCCUCAGUUUCUUCCCCUUGAUGGAAUGAGAAACAGCAGCACCCGCCACAGCCACGAGAUGAAUUCUGAGCACUUACCACGGGCACUUUAUGGACAUAAAAUACCUCUCGCUGUGGGACUAGAUAACCAGGGCACCACAAUGGUGGUGAAGAGAUGUGAGGCUCAAAGGAGUCAGGCUUCAGAGCACAAGUACCCUCUGCCUCUCAGCUGGACAAUGCCUGAAUUGAAGGAGUUGAAAUCUCCACACCCUAACCAUACCUCACCUGUGGCCUCUUGGCUCCAGACAAGAUCUUGAGAGGAUGGGGGAAGAGAGGGAGAUUACAGCAAUAUGAUCAUGAAUAGAGCCAGACAUGACAUAGAAAAGUACUGAACCAAGGUCUGUGCUUCCUGAGAUCAUGCUUCUCUCACUUGGGCCAGCCCAUAGGAAGGACAAAGGUGUGUGACUAUCCUUGGUACCUAACUCCUAUCUCACAGAGAAAAGGAGGUGUCUCCUACAAGGAAUGGACAAGGCUGUCAAGCCUUUCAACUCACUUCCCAUGUAGUAGCUGUUAGUCCCAAGCCUCUCUCUGGCCCUGUUCUUCAUCUCUUUUUCUACCCCAUCUUAAAGAACAAGACACAUUUGACCAUCACCACCAACCACACUUCUUGGUGGAGGAGAGCAAUAGAAAGCAGCGAGAAGAUGCUUUCCUCCUAGGUCAAAUGUCUAUUGAUCUUGGAAAAGGUAAGGGUCGGAUAAUUAGGUUAUCAGGUCAACUUCUCUACUAUAGUUUAGAGAGCUGGGGCAUUAAACUUCAAAUACUGCCUCUUUAUCACCACCAAGUAAAUACCUUUCCAGGGGGAAAGGUUCUCUUAUGAAUACAAACCUGAGUUAAGCCUCAGUUUCCUGGUCUUUUCUAUCCCCUAAGAGGCUUGAGGACAUGGCCUAGCAAUUCAGCAGGAGCGGGCACUUCCCACACCUUACCUGUGUGGACUAGCCAGUGCUCCUCUGAAAGUGUCAUUCAUUAUUAGUGUAAUUCUUUGUGUAUCUGUUACACCAUGUGUGUGAUUGCCUUUGUUUGUUAAGGGUGUUUGAGGAGUAUUGGGCUGACAGGGGCACUGGGAUGCCAGGAAAGGACUUCUUCACUGACAUCAAGGUUUAGGAAGGAACCAUUGCAAAAGGCCAUCGGGCAGUUUUCAAGUUAUGUGACAGAGGGCAAAGAUGGCCAUAGGGUGCUCUGAGUUUUGGAACGGUCACAUGACACAAUCCAGCACUUGAACCUGAAAAAAGAAAAAUAAAAGCAAAGAGUUUAGAAUUCAGUGGUGAGCUCUUCUCCCUGAGUGUCACGUUUGUACCCGCGAGACUAGAACUAGAGAGGCUUUGAGAGAACAACAAACCAUCUCAGAUGAGUUCACUGAGGGCACUGGGGGUGAUGACAAGAUGGACAGACACUGGGAAAGGGAGAUGACUUAAGAGUUCUUCAGAGGGCUGGACAUAAAACAGUCCCAAAGAUCACAAAACACCUACUUGCACAGAAUGAAAAGUCUAGGCUCUGAAAUAAUCUGACAGAGUCCUCCAAUCCUGGCUGCCUUAAGAGUAUUCCCAAAAUCAAGCUGGCAGCUCCCCACCGUAGUUCUGUGUUCCAAACAUUGAAUCCACUAUAAAAGCUCCCACAUGCCCACAGCAUAAUUCCUAAGACAUUAAUCUUGCUUGAGUCACAGGAUUCAAUGUGCCACCUGGCUUUCUCUGUCCCAUUAGUUCCAUUAAGGCUUUCCUGCAAAUGAGCUAGACUAAGGGGGUCUCUUGGUCUCACAUAUAUGUGCCCCCUAAAGGAGCCAGACUGCAUUUAUAUACACGAAGGCCCAGAUUACGCCACUCACCACCCAACCCCCAUUCUUUAGCUGGAACCUGCUUGUCCAGGUGUGUGUGGAUCUCAAUUGGAUCCUAGAUCUCAAUUUUACUUUGGUAGACUUCAGGGCUAACACUAUGUAAACUCCAUCAGGAAUGUGUGCUGAGCACACGAUAACAUCACUGGAUUCUCACUGCAGCCCUCACAAUAGUUUGGAAACAGUCACAGAGCAAUUAAGUAACUUGCCAAAUCAGGAUCCAGUAGUAAGGUAGAACAAGGAAUCAAAGCCGGGUAGUUAACAUGCAAUAACAUGUUUUAAUCUAUUUAAUCUGUUGUUAAAUUAUGAGAGGUGGAAAACUGAAUUCAGGGACAACAGAAGUGAGAAAGCUGAGAAACACCUUGGGUCCAAAGGGUUGGCUGAGUGGAACCUUUUCCAGUGUCUUUCAGCUUAUGGAUGGGAGUGUGCAUAGCUGACAGUGUGUGCCUAGUGUGCAUGGAGUUCCUGCCCAGCACUACACAAAACCAGGCAUGCUGGCACAAGCCUGUAAUCCAGGUCCUUGGGAGGGAGAAGCAGAAAGAUCCUGAAAUUCAAGGCCACCCUCUGCUUGCUUCAUAGCUCAUUUGAAGUCACCCUGGGCUGUAAGACAUAAGAGACUUUGCCUCAAGAAGGGAGGUUAGAUUUUGGAGGGAUUAAUAAAUAGAAAAUAAGUACCCCUGUCGGAGGCCUUGUACAAGAGAGCAGUUAAGAAAAACUUAUUGAGUUUGGAAGUCUAGGACAGCAAAGACUACACAAAGAAACCCUGUCUAACCCUGCCCCCUUCCAGAAAGGAAGGAAGGAAGGAAGGAAGGAAGGAAGGAAGGAAGGAAGGAAGGAAGGAAGGA